Molecule: messenger RNA, 3528 nt
Organism: Giardia duodenalis
Lineage: Eukaryota; Fornicata; Diplomonadida; Hexamitidae
Exons: 1
Coding region: 1-3528 (1175 amino acids)
Source: RefSeq, a predicted model, not a curated record
AUGAAUAAUUUAACGAAUGAGGACAUCAAAGCCUUUGCCAAUAAGCCCCUCACAGAGCUAGUGGCACUUGCUGGAUCAUACUACAUGGAUGGAAAUGACGAAGAGGUCGUUGUUUGCUUCAAUCAUCUGGCUAAGAGGCUCGAACUCGAGGAGAAGUACACGCGCGCCCUGGACUAUGCACUCGCCGAUGCGCACCUCUCGGCAACUAUCUCCGACUAUGCUAGCAGCGCAAUAUCUCUAUCGCAGGUUGCAAACCUUCUCAACGCCCAGGAUGACGCGACUGACAGGUGUACUCUUCCUGCAUAUUAUACGUCAGUAAUGUCCAUGAAACACUUAAUGGGGCUACACUACCUGUCGCUGGACGACUCCGUUCCCCCAGUGGUCUCGGAGGACACCCUUGAGCGCUUCCUACUGUACAAAAAAAUCAAUCUUAAUUCUAUUUCUCAAAACGUUGACUAUUCGUUUUCUAUUCAUGCAAUCCUUGCACGGUUUGUAUUGGAUGGACAUGACACGUGUAUACGGCACGUUUACCACAAUCUUAAGUCAAGCCUGCUGUACUUUGAUGCUAUUAUCAAGGCAAGCAAGCGCACUGCAGGCCUGCUAGAGUCAAACAACGUGUUGCUGAAUGCAGCAGUGACACAUGUGCGUCUCUUGAUAAUGCGUUAUCGCGAUUCUGAGGAGUUUAUCAAGAAUGCGAAGAUGAUAUCUGUAAAGCUGCUCGAUAGAGACCUGAGGCCAAGCUACCACAUGGCUGUGUGCACUCACGCCUGUAUGCACUAUUCUUCACGGCUAUUUUGGAAGGGACUCCUACAAAGCAGCAUUACUUUCCCAGCGGCCAAGGAAAGGGUUCCCCUAAGUGUCAUUCUCUCAAAAUUAAACCACUCGGCAUCUGAUACACAGGGAGAAUCGUCUAUUUUUCGAAAACUUGACAUUAUUUUCGCCGAUCUUCUAUCGAGUUUGCAGAUUAGCAAUUGUAGCGCAAUUGUGCGUGAUAAUGCAAUCCUGGAGUUUGUAGAACUACUAGGAAAGUACCCUCUUCUCACGCAUUCAUUUGUUCCGUUCGUGGAGGACAAGCUAAGGGUCUUGGAUCAUGAUGCAGUCGAUGAGGCCCAGGAGGCUUUCAGCUCUGCCCUUAAGAGAUACCGCUAUUUUAGUGAGAGCAUUGUAAGGAUGGAUCAGAGCAUAGUUGCAGACUUUUCUGACCUUGUUGAAAUUACUGAGGCCGAUAACGCUAGAGAGUGUAUCGCUCUUAUCCCGGGGCUCACAGUGUUUUCUACUGCGAGUCCAGGUGUUGUGGCCAUAAUCUAUAACUUCUUGCAGUCAAUACAUGCGCUCAAAGAGGGUCUCUAUUUCUCUGUCAAGCCCGAAGGCAGUGAGGUGCACUCCAGCUCCAGGGAGCUCAGUGGUAUCAUGGCCUACACUGAUUCCCUCAAGUCCCUGUUCUCUACGUCCAUCGACGGUACAUUCUUUGACAAGACUCUCUUCCACUUUGCAUGGUUUUUGUUGAAAGACUAUGACGCUAACGUUGAAGAAAGGGUUGUUAAGGUAAUGCCACCAAAAUUGGCCUUGUUGUUUCUAGAAACGAUCGUGUUGGCUGGGCAGUACGUUUUUGUUAUUCUACAAGAAUUGGAAGGCUCGACGGUCACAGACACCCUACAGACGCUUUGUGAAAAGGUUGUGUUUACGAUGGAUAACAAUAUUGACUUAUUGUCCUUGUCCACAACUACUCACAAGGUGCUACUGUCGGUGCUCCUGAACUUGUUGGACAGCGAUAAUUUUCAAAGUGGAUCCGAGGACGUGUUCGGCAUCACCUCUGCAACAUACGUGCUCAUUUGUGAUGUCCUAUCUUAUAAAGAGCCUAUUUCCAACUAUGGGCGGUUUCUUCGAACCGUACUGCAUUCUUUUUACACGACACCGAGCAUUGUAACUGCGGCUAAGGAAAGCUGCAGCUGGCAGAAGGAGUUAUUGGACCUACUGCAGAGCCUUUAUAACAUGGGAACCAUGUAUUGUCUCGAUAUUCGAUUCGAACAGAUUUUGUCCAGAGAAAAUGGGUCGGCCUCCACCGCCGACGUCUCCUUUGGACAGAUACAGGCCUUACUGAUUAAAAUGACAAAUGACUUUGGCAUCUCUUGCUCACUGCUGGCAACACGUGAACUGUUCUCCUAUCGCCAGGAAUUCGAUCUAGACAGAUGGAUGGUAAAGCGUCGAAUCGUAAAAUACCCAAGACCCCAUAGAACACGUGAGUUGUUUCUAGAUAAGCAUCCAUACAUUCAAUCCACAAUCCGCAUGUUGGACACAAAUUCUGCCUACGGAGGCAGGAACAGCAUAUUCAGAAGCAAAGUACAAGCACGCCCAUUCACUGAAAAAGAAAAAGAAAGCAAGACGCCCGAUUCGUCCGAUAGUCAGGAGCCCGCCUCCCAUCCUACAGAGGAUCAUUCAGGGUCAUUUAAAGAAGACAUUAGUACUGCUGACUCCAGUGAUAACUCCAACGAUAAGGUAAUAGAGCCGGAGAUUAAGACGAUACCCGUCAAGAUGGAUGCAGCAGAGCUAUUUGCACCUCCCAGAGAAGAGCAGACUAUGCAAACAAUCCUUUUGAACGUAUAUUCUAACUAUGGGCUACGGCCACGAGACCUAGUUACCAUGAGUGUUCUGCCAGGCGAGCGCCUUGUUGCUCUAGACAGCUCACGUAUUGUGAAGUAUGUCCCAGACUCUGACAAUUUUGCCUUUAUCUGUUAUCUUGUCAAGCAGCUUUUAACCGCAGAAGACAUCACAGCCUCAGCACUUUCAGGGGGUCGAGUCUGUGAAACUGUACGAUUAUCUCUGGGUCAGGUGGAUGCAUCCGAAGCCCAAAUGCAUGAACUAUUGAACUUUCUACUUCUCCGGGGGAGCAAGUUGAGCCUUCAUUUGGCUAACUCCUCUGUCCCCUGUGCCCUCUUUGCAACGCUCACUCAGAUGAUCCUCAAUCCCUCGCACUGUAAGAACAUGGGCCAUGGUCUAUUUGCAGAGGGAACGGAGCUAUGUAUAAAAGAGUCCAGGGUCCCUCUCUCCCUUCUCUUCGUCUUUCUAACCGGAGUUGGAUCGCUGUGUAGAAGGACUGAAGUGUCUAUAUCCCAGUGUACAAGUGUGCCAGACAGUAAAGGGGUUUUAUCUGGCGAGAUUCAGACAGCUCAUGCUCUCCCAGAGGGUGCCACGCUCACCUUUCUGGACCUCACGGGCACCGAUUUACGGGAUGUGAACUUUUGCACGAUUAGGUCAACCCUCGCCAUUGAGAAGCUUUACUUGAAUGGGGCGAUCUUCUCGCCUACUUUGUUUUCUGCCCUGAUAGCUUGCUCCAUCAACGUUGCGGAGAUUCAUAUGAAAAGCAUCUCUCUCGAUUGCUUUAAAAUAGCUUCUAGAAUUAAUUAUGAAGAUAUACCUGGAUUGAAGACGAUUGAGGUAUCUUCUGUGGACCGUGAGGGCUCUCUUCCUUACCGUCCUGUUUUUGAGACAUUCAGAAGUUUCGGAAUAGAGGUGCGCCUCAGUGAUUAG